Molecule: messenger RNA, 935 nt
Organism: Dipodomys ordii (Ord's kangaroo rat)
Lineage: Eukaryota; Metazoa; Chordata; Mammalia; Rodentia; Heteromyidae
Gene: Myl1
Product: myosin, light chain 1, alkali; skeletal, fast
Exons: 7
Coding region: 162-728 (188 amino acids)
Cellular component (GO): myosin II complex; contractile muscle fiber
Molecular function (GO): calcium ion binding
Source: RefSeq, a predicted model, not a curated record
AUAUGCACGCCCUUAUACCAUUUAACACUCUGGGUCCACCUUCAAGACACUGGGCUGUGGAUCAAGCAAGCUACCACUGCUCUUCCAAGUAUCAUUGUGACAGGUUCUUUUGGAGGAGAUCCUUCUUUUUUUUUUUUUAAAGCCCAUCCUUUUCAACAAAAAUGGCACCAAAGAAAGACGUGAAGAAACCUGCUGCUGCCCCAGCCCCUGCCCCAGCACCCGCUCCUGCCCCAGCCAAACCCAAGGAAGAAAAAAUUGACCUCUCUGCCAUUAAGAUCGAGUUCUCUAAGGAACAACAGGAUGAAUUCAAGGAGGCAUUUCUCCUGUUCGACAGAACAGGUGAAUGCAAGAUCACCUUGAGCCAGGUCGGUGAUGUUCUUCGGGCACUGGGCACAAAUCCCACCAAUGCAGAGGUCAAGAAAGUCCUGGGGAACCCCAGCAAUGAAGAAAUGAAUGCCAAGAAAAUUGAGUUUGAACAAUUUCUGCCCAUGAUGCAAGCUAUUUCCAACAACAAGGACCAGGGUGGCUAUGAAGAUUUUGUUGAGGGUCUGCGUGUCUUUGACAAGGAAGGCAAUGGCACGGUCAUGGGUGCGGAACUCCGCCAUGUGCUAGCCACUCUGGGUGAAAAGAUGAAAGAGGAAGAAGUGGAAGCCCUCAUGGCAGGCCAAGAAGACUCCAACGGCUGCAUCAACUAUGAAGCUUUUGUCAAACACAUCAUGUCCGUGUAAAUGGAGCUCUUCAGAACAAGCACUUGUUGGAACCUUAUUUCAAUAAUACUCAUAACUGACUGCCCAGAUCUGUUUACUACCAUUCAGAAAACAAAACAAAACAACCUGGACCAUUGAAAAUGGAAGGAUUCCCUGGAUUUUUAUAUGCCUUAAGUUUUUUUUUUUCUCUGCUGCUGUAUACAAGAAGAAUAAAAGGUUGACAAUCAA